Messenger RNA from Adineta steineri, 6093 nucleotides. The record is from the annotation of a GenBank genome assembly. NCBI's taxonomy places the organism in Eukaryota, Metazoa, Rotifera, Eurotatoria, Adinetida, Adinetidae.
AUGAUUCAAUUUAAUUGUGAUGGUUCACUUUCAACAACUACAAAAUGGACAAUAAAGAAUUGUACUUCAACUAGAUGUUCAUUUGAAAUUGUAUUAAAUGAAAAGGUUAUGACAACAUUUAGUGAACUUUAUAUUCCAUCAAGAACUCUUGCUUAUGGUGUUUAUCAAAUAACAUUAACUGUAACAAUGAUUGGUUCACCAAAUUUAAAAUCAUCAUCUUCAGUUUAUGUGAGAAUAACUGCAACAGGUAUAACAGCAAAUCUUGUUCAAUUAGGAACGUCUAUGAUAACACGAGGUGAUCAACAAGAUCUUCUACUUGAUCCUGGAACAUUUUCGGUUGAUCCUGAUGAAGAUACAUUUGAUGCAACUAAAUGGAAAUAUACAUAUUAUUGUCGAAUUUAUGAUUUAUAUAAUUUUCCAAAUAUACAAGGAAUAUUAUUAUCAAUUGGUGAUUCAACAAUUGAUCCUUAUAAUCCAUCAUGUUUGUCAAAUCGAUCAGGAAAUGGAACAGGAUUGAUAUUCGGAAAUUUAACUUUAUCACCUAAUUCAUCUCUCAUAGUUCUCGGUGGUUCACUUCAAUCUAAUCGAAUGUAUCAAUUUAUGGUCUAUAUGGAAAAUCGUAAGAAUUCUUCUAUUCAAGCAACAGGUUAUGUACUUGUUACAAUUGAACUUACUCAUCCACAACUGAUUGCUGUUGGUUGUGUAAUAUCACCAAUGUGUGUUCCAAAUCUUGAAUUUCAACUUCUUAAUCCAACAACACAAGUUGCUUUAUUUACUGUGUGUAUUGGAACUUGUUCGAAUCUUCAAAGUAUUAAAUGGAAUAUUUAUCAAGGAUCAGACAAUUCAACAUCUUCAAAUUCUACUCAAUGGACUUUAUUUAAUCAAGCAAGUUCAUAUGAAAAUAUUUGGUUUUUUGGUACAAAUACAAGUAAUUUCACAGCAACAGAUCUAUUAUUUCUUAAUAAUCUUCAAAUAAGUCUUUGGCGUUUUGAAGUUGUUUAUACAUUUCUAUCUGCAAUAAGUACAAGUGCAUUGAAUUUUAUUAUUAAUCAACCGCCUGCAAAUGGUUCCUGUUCAAUUAAUCCUCUUAGUGGUACUAUAACUACUUUGUUCACUAUUGAGUGUCCAGAUUGGUAUGAUGUUGAUGGAAUACAAGAUUAUUCGUUAUAUGCAUGGACAACAGACAUAUCACAACGAACAAUAAUUGCAUUUUCACCAGAAGAUAAUUUUCAAGUUCGAUUACCAGCUGGUGAUAAUGAAACUUCAUUACUUAAUCUUGUUGUUUACGUUCGAGAUCUUGCGGGUUCUGUUACACAAGUGAAUAUAUUUUCUGUCAUUAUUAUUGCAGAUACCGCAACAAUCAAUGAUUUAAUUGAUAAAAUAACAAAUUUAUCGAGUACAAUAACAAAUAAUCCUAUUGUUCGAUUACUUUCAAGUGGAAAUCAAAAUAUUGUUGGACAAAUAAUGACUGCAUUAUCACAAGAAUUCAAUCAAAUGAAUAAUGACAAUUUAGAUAAAGCUAUUUCAAGUGGAAUACCAGCUGCAUCGAUUUUAGUAUCAUCAUUAGGAAGUUCAAGUUUACAACAAGUUUCAAUACCAUUGAAUGAAUCAGCUUUGAUUAAUUAUAAUAUACAAUUAAAUUCUCUGGCAAAUGUUCGAGAUUAUUUAAUAACAUUUAUAACUAAUCUUCUCAUAACAACAUCAAAUAGUAUUAUAUUACAAUCAUCAUCAUUAGUUCAAUUAACUCAAUCAACAAAUCAAUUAACACGAAAUACUUUAAUGCUUGUAUCAAAUAGAUGCUACGAAUUAUCUGCUGCAUUGUAUUCAAUAUUUGAAAAAAUCUCAUAUGAAGAUGCUCAAUCAGCAUCAAAUCAACUUUUUCAAUGUGCUUCAAAUAUUUUAAAUGCUGUGAAUGGACCAUUACAAGGACGAACAGAGGUACUUGAUUUAGAUAAUUCUCGUGCAAAUGUCAUAUCUACUGAUUAUGAUACUGAUCUUGAAUCUGCAUGGUCAAAUUUAAAUUUAUUUUCUCAUGGAAAUGAUUUUUCUACUGAAACAAUUGAAAAAAAUCGAAAUAUUUAUUAUCAAAAACAAUUAGCAAAUCAAAUCAAUAGUCAAGUGACACAAAUGAUAUCGUUAUUAACUUCUUCGUUAAAUAUUCAUUUAAAUAUUGGUCAAAGUUCACUAAUGAAUACAUCUCAAUCAUUUGUAUCAUUAGAAACUAUAUCAAUUGCAUCACUUAAAGAUAGAUUAGUGAAACAAGUUGAAAAUGCUCAAUUUAAUAUUCCAUCAGAUUUUAUUUUAAACACAACGUCUAAUUCUUCAAUUUCACUUCGAUCCAAAAUAGAUCCACUUGCUUCAUUUGGAAAUUUUCAAAAUACAAAUCUUUCAAGAGCAAUUUCACUUUCGAUUAUUGAUCAAAAUGGAAAUGAAGUUUCUUUUGAAGCCCACCAAAAUAAUCCAAUACAAUUGAUUAUUCCUCGUGAUCCAAAUAUAUUAAUUCCAUCAAUGUAUUUACAAAAUGUUACAUCAAUUAAUUCAACUAUUAAUAAUUUAUUAUUUAAUUAUCAUUAUAUUAAUAUAACAAGUUCACUUCCAAUUUCAGUUCAUUUUGAAAUCCAUUCUUUAAAUCGAAGUCUUGCUUAUUUAUUUAUUUAUAAAUUUGAUCAAACGCCACAAUUAAAUAGUUCAAUCAAUCUAAUUGAUGGAUGGACAAUGUUCUGUCCUUUCAAUUUAACCAAUGAUGAUAUAUAUCGAUAUUUUAUUGAUAAUCAACAAACACCUGGUCAUCAAUCAUUAAUAUUUGGAAUAAGAGAAUUAAAUUCAACAGAAAUUAAUAAUUAUUGUUUAAAUAAUUCUUCAAUAAAUACGUCUUUACCAAUCACCGAUGAAUCGAUUAAUUUUACAUCAAAUUAUGAACUUCGCAUAUAUACAUCAGGUUGUUAUUAUCUUGAUGAUAAUAAUAAUUGGAAAUCAGAUGGAUUAAUUGUUGGAUCAUUAACAAACCAUUAUGAAACUGAAUGUCUUUCAACUCAUUUGACAACAUUUGCUGGUGGUUUUAUUGUUUUACCUGCACCAAUUAAUUGGAGUUAUGUUUUUGCAAAUGCUGAUUUUAUGAAAAAUAAAACAGUUUAUUUAACAAUGAUAGUGACUUCAAUAAUUUAUAUUAUUUUAAUGAUUUAUGCACGUUUUAAAGAUAAAAAAGAUUUUGAAAAAUUGGGAGUAACACCAUUAGCUGAUAAUAAUAAAUCUGAUCAUUAUUAUUAUCAAAUUCUUGUUUUUACUGGUCAAAGAACAAAUGCUGGAACAGAUUCAAAAAUUUUUCAACGUGGUGGAAUUAAUUCUUUUAUUAUUGCUGUUCCAAAAUCAUUGGGAUUGUUAAAUUAUAUUCGUAUAUGGCAUGAUAAUACAGGUGAAGGUUCUUCAGCAUCAUGGUUUUUAAAAUAUAUUAUUGUUCGAGAUUUACAAACUUUGGAUAAGUUUUAUUUUAUUUCUCAACAAUGGUUUGCAGUUGAAAAAGAUGAUGGACGAAUCGAACGAAUUUUACCAAUUGCUAAUGACGCAGAAAUGCAAGAAUUUUCAUAUGUAUUAUCAAAAAAAGCAUAUCAUAGUAUUUCCGAUGGUCAUUUAUGGUUUUCAAUAUUUUCUCGUCCACCAUCAAAUAAAUUCACACGUGUUCAACGAUGUACAUGUUGUUUUGUUUUAUUCUUUACUUCGAUGUUAAUUAAUAUCAUGUAUUAUGAUUUAUCAAAUGAAGCGAAUGCAUCAAGUGAAACACAUAAUGUUGCUUUAUCAAUUGGUCCUUUUUAUAUAGCACCACAACAGAUUGGAAUUGGUAUAAUGGUCGAAUUAUUUACAUUUAUUCCAAGUCUCUUAAUUGUUCAAUUCUUUCGACGUAUUCGAGCUCGUCGACAAAUUGCACCAAUACGUGAAGCAUUAUAUAAGAUGAAAUCAUCUCAAAAAACUUCGGAAGAUAUCCCUGAAAUUAAGAAAAAGAAAUCUUCAAUAACAUUUCCUUGGUGGUGCUUAUUUAUUGCUUAUGGUCUUUCAUUGAUAAUUAUUGCUGUUUCAAUAUUUUUUAUCAUUGUUCGAGGAAUUGAAUUUGGUGAUGUCAAAACUCAACAAUGGUUAACAUCAGUUCUUACUGGUUUUUUCUCAUCGGUUAUUUUUACUCAACCUAUUAAAAUUAUAUGUUUGGCUAUAUUCUUUAUAUGUUUUUGUCGAAAUUCAAAAGAUGAUAAAGAAACAAGUGAAUAUAUAAAUGAAGAUGAUGAAUUUAAUAUAUCUAAUGAUGAAGAGUAUCUUCAUUCACCUGAGUAUCGCUCAAUAUUUUCUUCCCAAUCUCGAAAAAGUAUUAAUCGUCUUAAUGAAAAUGAAAUUAUUUAUGCUCGUGAUCAACGUUUAAAAGAAAUUCAAAUGUGGGCAAUUAUUCGCGAAUUCAUUAUUUGUUUCACAUUUGCCAUAUUAGUUUUUAUAAUAACUUAUUCAAGUCGUGAACAACAUAGUUUCUUUCAAGUCAAUCAUUUACGAGCUUAUUUUCUCAAUCAAAGACAAACGACUGCUGAUUAUACUCAAAUCAAUACGAUCGAUGAAUAUUGGUAUUGGUUAGAAAAUAGUUUUGUUUCAAAUAUUCGUGCACAACAAUGGUAUAAUGGAGAUAUUCCACAAUAUUUAAAUGGAUUUUUAAAUGAUAAAUCUAAUCGAUUAAUUGGUUGGGCAACAAUCAGACAAUUGCGUGUUAAAUCAGAAUUAUGCCCCGACCAACGUAUUAUUUCAAUAUGUGAAGAUAGUUAUAGUUUUGCUAAUGAAGAAACACAAUUAUUUCAACCAGGAUGGACAACAAAUGCGACGACCGAAGAAUUCAGUUCAUCAGUGAUAAAAGCAUUUAACUAUUCUACGAGUGAUGAAUUAGAUACAUAUUCGUAUAUAGGUGAAUUUGGAACAUAUAGCGGAGGUGGUUAUAUCUAUGAAUUUCGUGGCCCUUUAUCUGAUAUGAAAACAAAUCUAUCUACACUUCAUCAAUUAGAUUGGAUUGAUGAGAAAACAAGAGCUGUUUUUAUUCAACUAACAUUAUAUAAUCCAAGUGUUCAAUUAUUAACUGCAGUUACUUUACUUGCUGAAUUUUUACCAACAGGUGGUGUUUAUACAACAGCCCAUUUUGAACCAAUUAACUUCUACACAUUUACAUCAAUAUUACAAUUAGUUUGUACAAUUUUCUACAUAUUUUUUAUUAUUUAUUUUAUAAUUAUUGAAAUUCGAUUACUAUUUGAAUUAAGAUUAAAAUAUUUUCAUCAAUUUUGGUCAAUAAUUCAAUCAGGUAUAAUUGGUUGUUCAUUGGGAAGUAUUGGAGUUUAUUUUUGGCGUUUUCAAGAAACUAAUCGUAUAAGUCAAUUAUUCGAACAAACAAAUGGUUAUAUUUAUAUCAAUUUACAACUUGCGGUUUAUGUUAAUGAUAUUUUAACAUUUCUUCUUGGUUAUUGUUGUUUUUUUAGUACGAUUAAAUGUCUUCAAUUACUUCGUUUUAAUCAACAAAUAUCGUUAUUCUCUGAAACAUUAAAAUAUUGUGCAAAAGCACUGAUUUCAUUUUCAAUAAUGCUUGCAAUUGUAUUUAUAGCAUUUCUUUGUUUAUUUUAUUUAUUAUUUGUAUCCAAACUUUCGUCAUGUUCAAGUUUAUUAAACACUGCUCAAAUGCUUUUUAAAAUGACAUUAGUCAAAUGCGGUGCAUCACAAAUAGUGGAAGCUGAUGCUUUUCUGGGUCCAUUCUGUUUUACGUUAUUUAUAUUUCUAGUUGUUUUUGUUUGUUUAAGUAUGUUUCUUUCAAUAAUUAAUGAUAGUUUUCGUCAUGCAAAACAGAAUCAAAAAGAAGAUCAAAUUAUAUUAUCAUUUAUGCUAAAGAAAUUUUUACGAUGGACAGGUCUGAAAAAAUUAAAUCAAUCAGAAAUUCAAGAAGAACGAGAUUGUCGAAUGCGUUCACAGUAUGUUGAUUCAAUAGAUAAUUUUUCCAACAGAAUCGAUCAAUUAUUAGAAGCAUUUGAUAGAAUUUAUGUCGAUCAACAAGCAGAAUUAUUAAGAUUGAAAAAAGCCGGAGUUUAG